AUGCUGGUGAAUGAUCUGUUUGAAGAUAUCAAAGAUGGGGUAAUGUUAAUUGCUCUUUUGGAGGUUCUUUCAGGGCAGAAGCUGCCUUGUGAGCAGGGGCGUCAGCUGAAGAGAAUUCACUGGGUUGCCAACAUUGGCACAGCUCUUAAGUUUCUAGAAGGAAGACGGAUUAAACUUGUCAACAUAAACUCAACUGAUAUUGCUGAUGGUAGACCUUCUAUCGUGCUUGGCUUGGUGUGGACCAUAAUUUUAUAUUUUCAGAUUGAAGAGCUUACCAGCAACCUCCCACAGCUGCAGUCGUUGUCAAGCAGCGCUUCUUCUGUGGAGAGUGUUGUCAGUUCAGAAACUGCGAGUCCCCCAAGCAAACGGAAGGUGGUAACCAAGAUCCAAGGAAGUGCCAAGAAGGCUUUGUUAAAAUGGAUACAGUACACAGCAGCCAAGCAAGUUGGAAUCGAAAUCAAAGAUUUUGGACAAAGUUGGAGGAGUGGUGUUGCGUUUCAUUCUGUUAUUCACGCCAUCCGCCCAGAUUUAGUGGACAUGGAGAAAGUGAGGGAAAGAUCAAAUAAAGAAAACCUGGAAGAAGCCUUCACACUCGCAGAAGCAGAACUAGGAAUUCCAAGGCUACUUGAUCCAGAAGAUGUGGAUGUUGACAAGCCAGAUGAAAAGUCUGUCAUGACCUAUGUAGCCCAGUUUUUGAAGUACUAUCCUGAUCCUCAUCAUACAGUGACUGAUGUGCAGGAGAAUGAUGAACUUCAAGCAAUUCCAACUUUUGUCAUUUCUUUUAUGAAAUUUAAGAAGGAAGACAGACUGGUGCUGAGAGACCUGAAAGUGUGGGCUGAACAAUUAGAAAGGGACAUAGCCCGAGCACAGGUUGCAGAAGCAAGCUUACAGGAGAAAUACCAGUCCUUUAAGCAUUUCAGAGUACAAUAUGAGGUAAAAAGGAAGCAGAUUGAACUUGUAACCCAGUCAUUAAGGAAAGAUGGUAAGUUAUCACUUGAUCAAGCUAUGGUGAAGCAAGCAUGGGACAGAGUUUCUUCCAGGCUACUUGAUUGGCACAUACACCUUGAUAAAUCUCUUCCUGCACCUUUGGGUACCAUAGGUGCUUGGCUCUAUAGAGCAGAGGCUGCUCUGAGGGAAGAAGUAACUGUUCAACAAGCUCAUGAGGAAACAGCGAAUAUAAUACACCGGAAGCUUGAACAACAUAAGGAUCUGCUGAAAAACAUAGAUGGUCACAAAAAGGCAUUCCAUGAGAUCCACGGGGCCAGGUCUGUUAAUGGAGUGCCUGUUCCAUCUGACCAAUUAGAGGAUAUGGCAGAGAGGUUUAAUUUUGUUGUCUCUUCAUCUGAGCUCCAUCUGCUGAAGAUGGAGUUUCUGGAACUGAAGUACCGUCUACUGUCACUCUUAGUCCUUGCAGAAUCCAAGUUAAAAUCAUGGAUUAUCAAAUACGGAAGGCGAGAGUCGGUGGAACUACUUCUUCAAAAUUAUAUUUCUGUUAUCGAAAACAGUAAGUUCUUUGAGCAGUAUGAAUUUACUUACCAGAUCUUGAAAAGAGCAGCUGAAAUGUAUGCCAAAGCAAAUGGCUCAGUGGAAGAAGUGGAGAAUGUGAUGAAAUUCAUGAAUGAAACAACAGCGCAGUGGAGAAACCUCUCGGUAGAGGUGAGAAGUGUAAGAAGCAUGUUGGAAGAAGUAAUUGCUAAUUGGGACAGAUACAGCAGCACUGUGGCAGGUCUACAAGCUUGGCUGGAAGAUGCUGAAAAAAUGUUGAAUCAGCCUGAACAUUCUAAAAAGGAUUUUUUCCGGCAUUUGCCUCAUUGGAUCCAACAACACACAGCCAUGAAUGAUGCUGGUAAUUUCCUGAUUGAAACAUGUGAUGAGACCAUUUCCAGAGACCUUAAACAGCAGCUUCUUCUAUUAAAUGGAAGGUGGAGAGAACUGUUUAUGCAAGUUAAGCAGUAUGCUCGAGCAGAUGAACUGGACAAAGUGAGGAAGGAAUACUUGGAUGGUGUUGCCCAUUUGACAGCUUUUAUUGAUGGAAGCAAUAGGAAAUUUUCAGUCCCCAUAGAAGUGUCCUUCCUUGAUGUCAAGAUGUUUGUACAAGAAUUAGAAAAUAUUAAGCAGAAAUUGCCUGCAAUGGAAGCUCAGUACAAAAUGGUUACAAGAACAGCGCAACUUGUUACAAAAGAAGUUUCCCAAGAGGAAGUGAAUGAAGUGCUUGGAACUUUGACAAGAAUCAAAGAGCAGCUGAGCAAGGUUAAGGAGUAUUCUUGUGCCUUGCUGUAUGAAUGCCAGCGUCUGCUGUCUCCACUGGAAGAACUGGAGAAACAAAUCACACACUUUUAUGAAUCUCUUGAAAAAGUCAAUGAAAUAAUUUCUAUCCUGGAUCCUGAAGCACAACCUACAACUCUUCUUAAACAAAAAGCCCAA
This is a messenger RNA of Mesitornis unicolor (brown roatelo), 2424 nucleotides long. RefSeq names its product nesprin-1-like. Gene Ontology annotation, biological process: nuclear migration. Gene Ontology annotation, cellular component: nuclear outer membrane; cytoplasm; meiotic nuclear membrane microtubule tethering complex. Lineage: Eukaryota; Metazoa; Chordata; Aves; Mesitornithiformes; Mesitornithidae. The transcript has 18 exons. The annotation marks the transcript as partial. The record is from RefSeq and is a predicted model, not a curated record. Gene Ontology annotation, molecular function: actin filament binding.